Molecule: messenger RNA, 1476 nt
Organism: Musca domestica (house fly)
Lineage: Eukaryota; Metazoa; Arthropoda; Insecta; Diptera; Muscidae
Product: acetylcholine receptor subunit alpha-L1
Exons: 4
Coding region: 97-1395 (432 amino acids)
Biological process (GO): signal transduction; nervous system process; chemical synaptic transmission
Cellular component (GO): synapse; membrane; neuron projection
Molecular function (GO): neurotransmitter receptor activity; extracellular ligand-gated monoatomic ion channel activity; transmembrane signaling receptor activity
Source: RefSeq, a predicted model, not a curated record
GGAAUUCUAAUGUUGUUUUUAUAAAUCUGAAUUAAACGCGAAGAGCAGUGUGUCUUAAAUGGGUAGUCAGCGGCAGUUGCUUGUCUUAGUUAUUGGAUGAAGGCAGUCGUGUUCACGUUGUGCCAAAGAGUGUCGGUUAAAAUAAUGCUGGCUCUGUCGAUUUGUUUUGCUUUCGCGGGAGUUAUAGCAUCUGCAAGUGGAGCAGAUCAUGUUUCAACGGGCGAUAUGGAUAGGGAUUUGCUCAAGAAAACGUUACUGGCGAACUACCAUCCCUCCUCGAGACCAGUACAAGGAUUGAAUGAGACUGUGAUGCUUUUUGUCAACAUCGAAAUGCAGCACUUCGACUUUUUGGAAAAAAAUGGAGCAUUUCAUUUGGUUGGAUUGUUGCACGUCAGAUGGCGCGAUCCAAAAUUGGUGUGGAAUCCUAGCGAUUACGGCAAUAUCACAUAUAUCACUGUUAACCAGCGGCACAUUUGGAUACCUGAUUUGGAGUUCUACAAUAACGCCCCCAAUAAAUUCAUACGAAUGCACCGCAAUGGGUUUGUGUCGGUAAAACAGAAUGGAGUGGUGUUUUGGAGCGAUGCUAUUGAUGUUAACAUAUUCUGCACAAAAGAUAUGACGUUUUGGCCGCACGAUAGGCAUGAGUGUCACUUGGUUUUGGGCUCGUGGACGUUCGACGGAUUCGAAGUGGACAUAAUGCACGUGAAUGCAAACGAAAGCAUGAGCUUUACCAACGUAAAUAGACAAAAUAUGGAAUACAAAGUAAUGGGGUACAAUGCAUCGCACGUUGCCAAAUAUUACCCCUGCUGCCUUUACCCGUAUACGUCAGUGGACUAUAAUAUCACGUUUCAAAGGGAGUCGUCUUACGCGGUAAUUUUUCGCUGUCCAGCUAUUUCAAUUGCGGCAUUCACAAUUUUUAGCUUGUGUUUGGAACCAACACGCACCGAAACAUUUUGGAUCAACGCGAUAAGUUUGUGGCUAGCAUCGGGGGAAUUAAUUUAUUUUUCUUUUAAUGGACAACACUUUUCCAGAGGAGCGCCCAACAUAGUAAUUUUUUUUGGCGUUAGUUUCGUAAUGGUAACCAUGUCACAGUUAGUGGCUGUCUUUUCCAUUUUCGCCAACCGAUCAACUUUUAAAACAAAUGCGCCAUUGCCUGCCCGUUUUAGUCGAUGGUUGAAUUCUCCCUUCGUACUGCGAUUGCUAUCUAAAAAGUCUGGAUCCAAUAUGGCUGAAAGCUGCAAAAAUAACUGUUCAAAAACUGACGACAUAUCUCAUUUAAUAGAUAAAUGUAACUCAUCGAACGAUUGGCAACUACUCGCAAAUCUCCUGCAACGAUCCACUUGCUUUUCCUUUUCUUUAAUCUAUUUGAUAUUGUUUUCUAUUUACUUUGUGUAGAGUAACCGUUUGUUUAAUAAAUAUUCAAACAAUUCACAGAUGUUGGUAAAAAAUAAAUAAAUAAAUCUUUCGAUAAGCCAA